CGGUGAUAUUAGUGUUUAAAUAACAAACUGAAAAAAACACAGCAGCACUAUUAAGUUAGUACUAAUGUUACUACUAGCACACUACUACUGAGUCAGCUACUGCAACCACUAACACGGACGCUCACAUAAGUGAUGGCCACAACUGCUGACAGGCGAACGGGACGGAAAGAGACGGAAGCCUGAUCAGGAUUUCUCCAAAAUGGACAGGAAGCAUGAAGAAGAAGAAGAAGGAGGAGGAGGAGGUCCAGACUAGGACUUGCGACUUUGCAUGCAUCUUAACGCGACACCACAGACUAAGAGAGGCCUGGUUUUAAAAGAGUGGAUGUGUGGCUGGUUUGUUGUGUGGAGCAGGUUCAGACAAAAUCCGCUGAGGGGUAUUUUGUAUGCGCCUGUGUGUAUAUGUGUGACUUUAUCUGUCAAGGCACAGCAGUAUAAACCCAGUAUAUCACACUGGUGAGCCUUCCCCUCACACAAGACUUGACUUAAAACCUCACAAGCUGGCUGAUCACAUGAUGCUGCUUUAAAGAGCCUGGAGGGGAUCUGUGCUUGGACUCACUGGAGGUUGUAACAUGCCUCAGAGUUUCACACUUGUGCAGCCUUACAAAAUGAACAUCCACGCGAACUUCGUAUAGAAGAUAAGGAGACACCAAAACCUAAAAAAAAACCCCUACGCAAUUGAAAGAGACGCUAAUGGAGGAGGAAAUCUUGUGCUCCUCUCUGCUACAUAGUACAGAUUCAGUUCUUCAGCAGCCCGAGCAAGACUCAUGGACCUGUAUAGACCAUCAGUACAUCAAUGGAGAACAGGAGGCCUUUGUUUUGGAUGAGACCGAGGUGGAGAUAAACCCGGAACACGGGACAGAUGACCUCAAUCUGUCCCCAGACACGGGACGAGAGACCCCCGAGGAGGCAGAGCAGUGGGAGCAGAUAAUAUGGCCGGUUCGUCCCAUGACCUGUGCCAGUGCUACGCUCUCUUUCGCCACCGUGCAGUGGGACAUGCCCGGUCCCUUUGCAGAGAAGCCCUCGCUGGUGACCGACAGGAGCCUGGCCAAUGAGCUGUACUCUGGUGGCGUGACGAGUCUAGACGCGGCUCCCCCGGCACUUCGCCAACCUGAGGACGACGGCUCCGAGCUUGUCAUGAAGGAGGAGAGAGAGGAACCAGAUGGGUUUGAUUCACAGCUUCCAAACUCAAAUGUUGAGGGGAUAGGAAAUGGUUAUGAGCCAUGUGAUGCCGCAGAUGUGCCAGAGCCGACGACACAGGAAGAGGAAGGUUCAACACACGAGCUGCCUGACAGCAUUCACGAAAUCGCACUCGGGACAGAAUCAGAACAAGACGACGGACACUCAGACGUGACCUCAGCUCCUGUGGAAACUGUGUACUUGAUCGAUACAAUUGAUGAGAGCGAGAGUUCAGAAGACGAGGCGGAACUCGAAGAGGAACAGGAGGGGCCCGGCGUUCUGCUGACUGGACAGGGACACUCAGAGGAGAGGCAAAAUUCAGCAAACAGUGGAGAGACUGAAGAAGUUCACGAGGAGGGAGGUGAAGAAGAAGAAGAGGAGCAGAGUGUGACAGACGCGUUUUAUGCCGAAGACAGUGAAGAGGCGAAGACUUUGAGCUGUCUGAGUGAUGUGGAGGUUUCUGCAGAGCCACUACAAACUGAUGAUACUGGACCAACCCUGAACCAAGAUAAGCUAAUUGAUCUGCUACGGUCAGAGCUUGUGGAGGAGAGUUGGGACUCGGCGACUGAAGAGAUACUGGAACCGUCACAUGAAGACCCCACGGUUUGGACUGAAGAGCCAGAAAUGUGUGAAGAUGUAGAUCAUGACGUGGAACCUGAGCAGCCAGAGGCUGUGGACGACGACGAUGAAGAAGCAACAAUACAGGAGGCAGAAAACGCAGAGGGGGUAGAAAAAUUACAAGAGGAGGAGAAAAGUUGUUUGGAGCAACAAGAUUGUGGGCAGACAACUUCUCCACAGCCUGAACGACCCGAGUGUGAGCAGCUGGAAACGAGCUGGAAACAAGAUCCUGAGCCGAUCCAGGAACACUCCGACCUGCUGGGACGGUCACAGCAUCUGGAGGAGUCACCAGAGAUAGAACUGACGAAACAGUCGGCCCAACCUGAGAACGCAGAGCAGACGGUAGAGGAGUCUACUCCGUCAGAGCAGACAGUUUGUGUCGAAGCCGAAGACCCCGAGGUUGCAGGGCCGACGGAGCCGAGGCUCUCCGAACAGCUCGUGCAGUCGGAGAGUUCAGAUGAGUCAGAAGUAAGAGAGCAGCUGUCUGCGGAGACUGAGCUCACACAGCAGACUGCUGAGGCUGAGUUCGAGCAGGUGGCCGCGGUGGAUGAGACGUCACAUCAGGAUGAAGAACCAAGAGGCUCAGAGGAUGGGAAUGUACACACGGUUAUGGCGACCGGAGAGCAACGCCAGCGUCCCGAGACAGCCGUGCCUCAUUUGAAUGGAGGUGAGGUGGACAGAGAGAUGGCAAGCCGCCUCGCUGAACAGCUGUUUAAGUUGGACGGGAUCCAACGUGUGGAUGUGGUGAAGCACUUGGAUAAAGAUAAUGACUUCAGUCACGCCGUCGGAGAGGAAUACCUCAAACUCUUUGACUUCACCGGGCAAACUCUGGAUCAAGCCCUGAGGUCUUUUCUGAGAGUGGUGGUGCUGAUAGGAGAGAGCCAGGAGAGGGAGCGUGUGCUGCAGCAUUUCGCCUACCGCUUUCACCAGUGCAACCCCGACGCCUUCUCCUCCUCAGGUGCCACGUUGGCUCUGACGUGUGCAUUAAUGCUUCUCAACACUGACUUGCACGGGCAGCAUGCCGGAAAAUCCAUGUCCUCCUCGAAGUUCGUGUCCAACCUGGAUGGGAUGAGUGAAGGUGAAAACUUCAGCAAGGAUCUCCUGAAAAGUCUUUAUAAUUCCAUCAAGAGCGAGCCGCUGGAAUGGGCCAUUGACGAGGAGGAGUUGAAGAGCUCUGUGUUGCCGGAAGAGGAUUCAGGAGACACGGCACCGUUGCAUUUAAAAGCCAACCCCUUCCAGGAUGUUCCUCAUGACAAAAAGGCCCCGGUGGUCAAAGAAGGAUUCCUCCAGAGGAAGCUCCACGCAGACAUUGACGGCAAACGCACUCCGUGGGGGAAAAGAGGCUGGAAGACUUUCUACGGAGUCCUGAGGGGAAUGGUUCUUUACUUACAGAAGGAUGAUUACAGGAGGGAUCAGCCAACUUAUGAGGAGGUGGUGAGUGUGCACCACUCUGUGGCCGAGCAGGCAGCCGACUACACCAAGAAGCCGCACGUCUUCCGUUUGCAGACGGCCGAUUGGAGGGUUUUCCUCUUUCAGGCCUCAUCUAAGGUGGAGAUGAACUCGUGGAUCAGUCGCCUCAACCUGGUUUCGGCUCUUCACUCCUCGCCUCCAUUCCCCGCUGCCGUCGGCUCACAGAGGAAGUUCUUCAGGCCUAUCCUCCCCGCCUCGCACUCUGCUCACACGCUGGAACGUCAGCUGCAGUCUCACACAGGAAUGCUCGAGUCCUUCAAGGCAGACCUGUCGUACCUGCAGCAAAACCCUCCAGAGGGGAGAAAAGCCCGAGCCAAGGAGUUGGAGGAGCAUCGCGUCAGAGCGGAGUACCUUCAGCAUGAGAUUUGUCGCUUUGAGACCUACAUCCAGGUGCUUGAGGGCUGGAAGAAGGUGGAGAAGACGGGAAACGGCGUGUCGAGCGCCGCAGAGCUGAGCCUGUUUGACAAAAAAGCCGUGUGUGCAAACUCAGUGAGGGAGGAAGCGGAGGAUGAUGGCGGCCUGAAAAAGUCCCACUCCAGCCCUUCUCUGGAGCUGGAGAUCGCUCCUCCGACCGUGAUCAAAGUCAGACGCAAUAUCUCUGAAAGACGGACUUAUCGCAGGACCAUCGUCCCUCGAUGGAAUAAAGACGCCUGAAUAGUGUCACUCGGAGAUGAAAGGACCGCUGGCAUGGCUUCGUUUUUCAAAGUUUGCAGGGCACCGAGCACAGAAACAGGGAAGCCCCAAAGUCAAAUAUAAAAUCCAUCUCAGCAAUUUCCCUUUCUGUGUUAUCUUGUGCACUUUUUCAAAAAAUGAACCUCAGGGAAUCCCC
Messenger RNA from Scophthalmus maximus (turbot), 4093 nucleotides. Its product is annotated as PH and SEC7 domain-containing protein 4. NCBI's taxonomy places the organism in Eukaryota, Metazoa, Chordata, Actinopteri, Pleuronectiformes, Scophthalmidae. The coding region runs from base 691 to 3918 and encodes 1075 amino acids. Gene Ontology annotation, biological process: regulation of ARF protein signal transduction. The transcript is spliced from 17 exons. Gene Ontology annotation, molecular function: guanyl-nucleotide exchange factor activity; phospholipid binding; protein binding. The record is from RefSeq and is a predicted model, not a curated record.